GACAGUAUACGGAAAUACGGAUUCAUACCUUCGAAUCGGAGUAAAUCUGGUUUAAGUGCAACGGUUUACAGUGUCCUGGGAAACCACAGACAUGUCCUCAUCACCCGGCGAUCGCCGUUAUGCGUUUGAUUCACCGGAAAACAACGACGGCGCUCCACUGUACCAAGGCAGCGACAACUUUCUGCCGCUCGGAUUCAGUACACCACAGCAUCGGAACAGCGGGCCAAGCUCACAAAACCGUAACUACUACUCCGCCCAGCCCAAGUACAUGCUUCCACGCCAACGAGGAGGAUUUCACAAUCGCAAUAGAAACCAAUACCACCAGCAACAUCAGCAGCAACAGGAUAACAGUGGUGGGGGGAAUUCUCCCGCAGCUGAUUGCGAGGAGCGACCAGCGGAGAGGAGAAAGUUCCACAACCGAGACUGGACGGGACAAAACUACAAUCAACGACACCACAAUCGACCCCAUCAUAAUCAGCAGCAUCAGCGAAGGAAUCGUUUCGGAUUCGGGCACAGUCAGAAUAAGAACACCAGCGGAAAUUACAACAUAAACGACUACUUCCACCCUUCGAUGUUGGAGGAUCCUUGGUUACAGCUGGUGCAGCAAAACGAACGAGAGAAAACCGUGGAAGGUGAUUCCAGCGAUGCUGGUGACGGACGAGGAAGCGGUAGCGACGUGGGGGAAGAUUAAAUGGACAGAGGAGAUGAUUUGCAUGUAUGAGGGUACCUGAUGCAUGAUUUGAAUUUUAAUUGAGUAAUAUGAAUAUAUGUAUGCUGGACUG
Ochlerotatus camptorhynchus is the source of this 782-nucleotide messenger RNA. RefSeq names its product sex-determining region Y protein-like. Bases 92 to 691 code for a protein of 199 amino acids. The transcript has 2 exons. Lineage: Eukaryota; Metazoa; Arthropoda; Insecta; Diptera; Culicidae. The record is from RefSeq and is a predicted model, not a curated record.